UAGAGAGAGCGAAUGAUUGAGUGUUAUGUUUGUGUAUUGCGUUAUUUAAGCCUGAAAAUUUUCAUAUAAACAGAUGUUGUGAGGCUAACUUUCAAUCAUGAUAGCCACGAUACUGUUUGAUAAGGUUAGGUGGAAGUGUCAAAACGAACUGUCAAUGUGUUCUCAAGAGCAGCAGUUGCGGCCGAAGCCGCUCGUGUACAAAAAAAGUCUCAAGUAUCACCAUUGGUCGAAAGAAUAACGUCUUCAGAAUAUGAAAUAAACCAAAGGGCAUAUAUUUUGCAAAUACUGUAUUUUAAGAAAUAUUUCGAACACAAGACAUAAAAGAUGCAUCCAGAGUGUAAAAAGUUAGGUCUUCCACUUGAUGAGGAUCACAGUCAUUGUCAGAACUGCAUUAAAGUUAAAGAAUGCAAAGCAAAAGGACUGAGAACUGAGAAAUGUGGUAUUAUUGACUGCCCAAAUGAUUGUGGAUUUAUGUUCCACAAGUGCAAAAUGUCAGAACAUUUACUAUUGUGUCUGAAUUUAAGAGUUCCUUGCAUUAAUUCUGGAAAUGGGUGCCCAUUUACCAUGCCUCGCAAAGAGAGGGGAGAACACUUGGAGACUUGCCCCGCCAGUGUUGUCGUGUGUACAGUGGAAUGGAACCGUUGGCCAACAUGCAAGAUGAAAGGACCACAUUUGCCCCGACAAUCACAUAAAUCAGGACAACUAGAUGCCGAUUUAGCCCAAAGUGAUGAGCGAGCGUUAGUAAAGUCAUUUGAAAAUCCCAUGUGGAAAAGACAGUACCGACACUGUUGUAAUAAUUUCUUCCCAGCCAUUCCUGUAUCAAAGGAGAAGGAUGGUAUUGAGCUCGUUUUCAAUGACACACAAGAUGGACUUUCUUCACAGGAGAGCUCUCCAGCUGUUCCUGUAUCGAAACAAAUUGAUUGCAAUGAAGGAACUUUUGUUGAGGCUUUAGAUGGUUCAUCUUCUCCAGAAAAAUCUAUAGGUCAGCUGAACACCAGCAGCAGCGAUGAUGUUACUGAAUUUGAGUCUGAUCAAGAGCAAUGCAGUUCUUCCACAAACAAAAGAGUCUAUAAUUUUGUGUCAAAUGAGACACCAGUUUCCAGUACAUCAUUGUCAAAUAAUAUUGAGGCAGAAGCUGUGGAGCAGCACAGUAAUGCAAAUGAAAAUGGUAUUGAUACUUUUUCAGAGAUUUCUUCAGUUGUUCUGCCUUUGUCGUUUUCAUUAAGUCUUACCAUUGAUAGACUCCCAAGAAGUCAGAGCAAACCAAUGGACAUAUACACAUUCUUAUGUGCUCAGGAGUUCAGACGAGAUGAUUAUGGUUGGCACUAUAAGAAUGUACACUGUGAUAUUCAAGGUGGAUUGGAUGGAUGGGUGGAAUAUCGUUGCCCAUUAGCACAGUAUGGCUGCACAUACAGUAUUAAAAGAUUGCACCCAUGUAAGUUGGGAGCAUCUGUGAUUCACAGUGAAGAGCUUGAAAGUUUUGGAUUCAAGGAGGCUGCUAACAGCAUUGAAGAAUCACAUUCAGAGUCUGACCAACAGCAGCUGCAUUUGGCUGAACUGCCAUUUGAGUUACUGAGUCAAAUAUGCUUAUACUUGGACUCAUUCAGCUUGUGCAAUCUCUCAAAGACCUGUCGUCGCCUGAGAAGUGUAUGUUUCUCUCGUCUGAAAGAAAGAGGCAUAAUUUUGCAGCAGUGGAACAAAAUUUUAGUCAAUGGAAGAGUUUCUUGGGUGACCAGCAAAGUGAAAUGGGUAUUCAGUACUGCAUUCAGCCCUAUUGAGGGCUGGGUUCACACAAACUCAGGAAAUAUGUCUGACCAUUUACAUCACUGUGCUUAUAAUGUCAGACAUUCGUAUGAUGAGCAGUAUUAUCGAGUAAUACCACAUGAGCUAACCCGCCGAAUAGAACUAAAAUGUUCCACCCAAAACGUAAAGUUAACACACAUAGAGAACGUGUGGUGAUGCAGUAACUCAGUAUAUCUUGUAUGAGAGGAAUAUGGAUAUCAUCAAACCUCGCAAGUGUGACAUCUCCAUUUAGAAGUUGGUUCAGAAGCACCAAACUUUUUGUGGCUUCAUUAAAGUUUUCCAUAUGCGUCCUUGUCUUUAAGCAUCUAAUGACAUGACAAGAUCGAAAGAAAAUAGUAUGACGUAUACUGAUGGAGAUGGAAAUGUGAAGACUUUUUUUCAGUACUAAGAUAACUACUGCCUACAGUAAAAGUUUAAUUAAAGCACUGCCCAGGUUUUACAUUUAAUAUUGGAUAUUCCUUGUUAUUUAUUUCUUACUAUGGCAACAUAGAACUGAAUUAUAAAGUUCCUUGUACUACCCUUUUUUAACAUUUUUUAAAAAAUAUUUAUAAUGUGCAAUGUUGACAUUUUUCUUUGUAAUGAAGGAAUUGUGAUGUGCUACAUAUAGUGAAACUAACCUUCUCAACAUUGAAUUAUGUGCAACCAUGUGAGUCAGAUUUGGUUCAUAGGUAAAGCACAGUCCUUUUUCUUUACUUUCUGUUGAGCAAGAGCACUGCCUAAAUAGUACUUACUGUUGCUAAACAGGUUGUUGCUGCUGAUGUAUGAACAUAUAUUGCACAGUAUGUUGUUCUAAUUUUUUAUUUCUAAAAUAUGUUAUUAGUAUCGAUU
Messenger RNA from Schistocerca nitens (vagrant locust), 2631 nucleotides. Its product is annotated as F-box only protein 30-like. The record is from RefSeq and is a predicted model, not a curated record. Lineage: Eukaryota; Metazoa; Arthropoda; Insecta; Orthoptera; Acrididae. Bases 325 to 1959 code for a protein of 544 amino acids. Gene Ontology annotation, molecular function: ubiquitin protein ligase activity; protein binding; zinc ion binding. The transcript is spliced from 8 exons.